GGGCCGGUCUGCGGUGUGAGGUUUGCGAUGGAUCAGGAACCACCUGCACGGGCGAUCUAGAUACCUGCCGAAAUAGGGAAGACUCUUGUGGCAUCACUGUGACAGAAGACACAGCGGCGGGAAGGAAGACCCAGAACGUUCUCAAGAGCUGUUUGUCACCCAGCCAAUGUAAAGCUGGAGCCAUCUCUAUGAAUUUUGGGACAGCAAAGGCCAGAAGGAUGAGCAUCACCUGCUGCCAGACAGACAGCUGCACACCGGACUCUGUUAAAGUGCCCCCGGCUGACACCAAACCCAAUGGCCGGCGCUGCCGUGGCUGCUACGCUCUGUCCUCUCAGCAGUGCCGUGAAGAGACCAUACGGUGUACUGGAGCCGAGACCCAAUGUUUGGACGUCGCCGGGCCCCUAAAAUCUG
This is a messenger RNA of Terrapene triunguis (Three-toed box turtle), 411 nucleotides long. Its product is annotated as phospholipase A2 inhibitor and Ly6/PLAUR domain-containing protein-like. NCBI's taxonomy places the organism in Eukaryota, Metazoa, Chordata, Testudines, Emydidae. The annotation marks the transcript as partial. The transcript is spliced from 3 exons. The record is from RefSeq and is a predicted model, not a curated record. Gene Ontology annotation, cellular component: extracellular region. Gene Ontology annotation, molecular function: phospholipase inhibitor activity.